GUAUAUCGAAGAAGAGAUCGGCGAUCGUAACUUCUAACUGGAAAAACUGUAGACGAGAAACAGAGAGACUUAGGUGACCGUCAUGAAAGGCAGUCUGCUUCUCAUCUCUCUUGUUCUUCUACCACUCUGUGCUUUUACAACUACGAGGGCUGAAGUUAUAACCCUAACGGCGGAUACCUUCUCCGACAAGGUGAAGGAGAAGGAUAUUGUGUGGUUUGUGCAAUUCUGUGUUCCAUGGUGUAAACAUUGUAAGAACUUGGGUUCACUGUGGGAGGACCUAGGAAGAGUGAUGGAAGGGGAUGAUGAAAUAGAGAUAGGACACGUUGACUGCUCUACAAGCAAACCUGUGUGUACCAAAGUUGACAUCCAUUCGUAUCCUACAUUCAAGGUCUUUUAUGAUGGAGAAGAAGUAGCAAAAUAUCAGGGCCCUAGGGAUGUUGAGUCUCUCAAAACAUUUGUGUUAGAAGAAGCAGAGAAAGCAGCAGCAAAAGCACAGCUUGAUAAUGAUGAAGAGUUGUGAUGAUAUGCAUUCCUGGUGGACCCAAAGAGUGCCUGCAAUCCAGUAUUGCAAUUGCAGAUUGACUACUUUAAUCUGGAUGCACGAGAGGAGGGACCAGACUGAACUCGACCAGUUUGUAAGCAACAUACUGUUAGAGAGGGGUUAUGUUCCAGCACCAGCAGAGAGUUCAAUGCUCAUCUUUAAAUGUUACUUGUAUUUUUUUGACUCGCGGACUGACUCAUCGAGUCUAUUUUUUGUGCUUGCCCAGUUUUCUUGUAGUAGCACCUGGUAUUUUCUGAAAUUUCUGUUUUUAAGCUUGCCCAUUUUAAUACAUAUCUGUAGAAACUAGCUCCAUUUCAAGAUUUAA
Molecule: messenger RNA, 866 nt
Organism: Telopea speciosissima
Lineage: Eukaryota; Viridiplantae; Streptophyta; Magnoliopsida; Proteales; Proteaceae
Product: protein disulfide isomerase-like 5-1
Exons: 5
Coding region: 83-520 (145 amino acids)
Biological process (GO): protein folding
Cellular component (GO): endoplasmic reticulum
Molecular function (GO): protein disulfide isomerase activity
Source: RefSeq, a predicted model, not a curated record